This is a messenger RNA of Physcomitrium patens, 2928 nucleotides long. Its product is annotated as calcium-dependent protein kinase 2. The record is from RefSeq and is a predicted model, not a curated record. NCBI's taxonomy places the organism in Eukaryota, Viridiplantae, Streptophyta, Bryopsida, Funariales, Funariaceae. Gene Ontology annotation, biological process: protein phosphorylation. Gene Ontology annotation, molecular function: calcium ion binding; ATP binding; protein kinase activity.
UACUCCUCGUUAUCUCUUUGGAAUGCAUUGCUGGGAGUGCCUUGCUGAGUAGCUCGUUGACUCAUUCCGGGGUAGUCAUGGGGAGACCUUCCAUCCGAAUAAGUGGGCUUUUACCAUAUAAGUUAUGCUCCCCUAGCGCGUAGUAGCGAGAAUUUUCCUUCUCCGAAAUGUGGCCUGUUCUUUGGAGACCUGGUUAUGGUGGGAGGUUUGACUGUGUUUCGGUUAUUCAGCUCGUGGAACAACCAUGCAGGCUUGCGGACGUUGAUCUAGGCGUACCGAGUUUUCAUGUUGAUAUUGAUAGGGUGCUGGUGGUAAUUUUUGUUGCUGGUAAAAAGUCUGCUGGCGUGUUCCGAAGACAGACGCGAUGGGGAAUGUCAGCGGACGUCAGAGCAAAAACCGUGGGCAGCAGGGGGGCAUGAGUCAGGAAGGGUCUGCGGAUACGCGAUUCAAGAGUGAGAGCGAAAGGCCAAGGGCAGAAGGUAGUAAUCAGCGCUCGAGCGCCACCUCCAGCAGCCGUGGCGCAAGCACCCAUCCCAAUCAGGGAGGUAGCGCUCGACCAGCGAGCACUGGUAGCGCACACACUGGGAGUGCCCAUAACGCGAGCACUCAUCACAAUCAGGGUGGGAGCACUCGUCCAGCAAGCACGGGGAGCACACACACUGGCAGUAGCCACAACGCUAGCACUCAUUCCAAUCAGGGUGGGAGCACUCGUCCAGCGAGCACGGGUAGCUCACACGGUGAGAGCGGCCAUAGUGCAAGACCUAGCAGCGGCACUGCUCCUGCUGAGCGCCCACGCGUACCCAUGGCGGCGCCAAGACCGCGAUCGGUGUCGAAUGUGGGUGUCUUGGGGAAACCGCUGGUCGACAUUCGCCAAACUUAUUCGCUGGGCAAGGAACUUGGCCGAGGCCAAUUCGGGGUGACCUAUCUGUGCACCCACAAGGAGACGGGUGAAAAGCUCGCGUGCAAGAGCAUAGCGAAGCGGAAGUUGAUUGCCAAGGAGGAUAUUGAGGAUGUGAAGCGGGAGGUUCAGAUUAUGCACCAUUUGUCAGGAACCCCCAACAUCGUAGACUUGAAGGGAGUGUAUGAGGACAGGCAUUCUGUCCAUCUGGUUAUGGAGCUUUGUGCAGGUGGGGAGCUUUUCGAUCGCAUCAUCGCCAAAGGGCAUUACAGCGAGCGAGCCGCCGCCGAUUUGUGCAGGGUCAUCGUGAAUGUGGUGCACAGAUGCCACUCGUUGGGUGUGUUCCACCGAGACCUGAAGCCCGAGAAUUUCCUGUUUGCCAGCAAGGACGAGGAUGCACCUCUGCAAGCCACAGACUUCGGUUUGUCGACUUUCUUCAAGCUCGGAGAAGUGUUCCGUGACAUUGUGGGAAGUGCGUAUUAUGUCGCUCCAGAGGUUUUAAAGCGCAAUUACGGUCCCGAAGCCGAUGUGUGGAGCGCUGGGGUGAUUGUAUACAUUCUUUUGUGCGGAGUGCCACCGUUUUGGGCAGAAUCGGAGCAAGGGAUUUUUGACGCUGUUCUGAAAGGGCACAUCGAUUUCGAGAGUGAGCCAUGGCCGAGAAUCUCGAGCGGGGCUGUGGACUUGGUCAGAAAUAUGCUGAACCCAAAUGUGAAGGAGCGCUUGACUGCAUAUCAGGUGUUGAACCAUCCAUGGAUGCAGGAAGGCGGUGACGCUUCCGACGAGCCCUUGGACAAUGCGGUACUGGAUAGACUGAAGAACUUCUCAGCCGCCAACAAGAUGAAGAAGCUGGCACUGAAGGUGAUCGCCAACAGUCUGUCUGAAGAAGAAAUUGUAGGGCUGCGGGAGCUGUUCAAGUCCAUGGAUACCGACAACAGCGGGAUGGUAACAUUCGAGGAGCUCAAGCAAGGGCUAAUCCGACAAGGCACUGGGCUGAAAGAGGCGGACAUCCGCAAGCUGAUGGAAGCAGCCGACGUAGACGGAAACGGCAAGAUCGACUUCCACGAGUUCAUAUCAGCGACGAUGCACAUGAACAAGACAGAAAAAGAGGACCACCUGUGGGCAGCAUUUAAACACUUCGACACGGAUAACAGCGGGUACAUCACUCACGAAGAGCUGCAGGAAGCAUUGGAAAAUAGUGGCAUGGGAGACCCACAGGCAAUUCAGGAAAUCAUCAGGGAGGUGGACACAGACAACGAUGGGAAAAUAGACUACGACGAGUUUGUAGCCAUGAUGCGGAAAGGCAACCCUGACACAGAAGACGGCGUGAUGGUCGUCCCUCCCAGGCACAGGUAGCUGAGACCUCCACACUCACAGUGUAAUCUUCACCCUCCAAAGCACCAUCAGCAGCAGCAGCAGCAGCUUUGAGUUGUGUGCCAUAGCUCUCUGCUCCUUUCUCUGUCAAUCUGUAAACCAAACAGGAGACCCUGAUAAGACCCUGGCAUUCUCAUAUAUAUUGUUCAGUUCCGACGCGGUUCUUAGGCAGCUUGCUUCACGAUUAUGUAACCAAUACUGUAGAAAAAUUUGCUAUGAGGCUGCUGGUGCUGCUGCAUGAGUUGAAGGUGGCGUGCAACCCAUCAAAAAACGUGUGCACAAGUAUUAUAGAGCAUUAAAGUGGAAUAUAUCGACAGAUCUGAGCUCUGCCUUGCUGGUUCCCUACACCCAGAGAUUUUCGUUUACCGUUCCGGAUGAUGUGUGGUGGAAACAGUUUUCUCAAGAGCGGAUUAAUCUUUCCUGUUGCCAUGGAAUUAGGAUUACUGUUACUGUUGAUUAGUGCUGACUGAGUGGUGUAGUCCGCAGCAGGUCGUAAUGGAGGGGAUCUUGUCGUCGUUGUUGAUGAUUAACCUCCAAGCUUGCCAUGGUUCUCUUUUUAAAUGCAUUUUGAUAAUAUUAAGUGCUGUUGAAUCUUUUGCCGGAGAUGUUGUAAGAGAUCAUUUAAAUUUCAUACAGAUAAACUGAUAUUUAUUAAAGAA